Messenger RNA from Anguilla anguilla (European eel), 2281 nucleotides. RefSeq names its product phosphodiesterase 1A, calmodulin-dependent (gene pde1a). The transcript has 15 exons. Gene Ontology annotation, biological process: signal transduction. Gene Ontology annotation, molecular function: 3',5'-cyclic-nucleotide phosphodiesterase activity. Lineage: Eukaryota; Metazoa; Chordata; Actinopteri; Anguilliformes; Anguillidae. Bases 357 to 2153 code for a protein of 598 amino acids. The record is from RefSeq and is a predicted model, not a curated record.
GGCCGGCUCAGAAACUUUCUCUCCGCCGGAGCUGAGAGAUAAGAGGGGCUAAGAGGGGUGCGCAAGGAUCUCGCCUGACGGUCGCGGAGCUCCAGUGCUAACAGCAGGGAGCCCAGCGGGGUUUGAACCCGGGGAGAGGAGAGGGGAGAGUGGCAGUCAGACAGCCAGCGAGCCUCCUCUCUCUCCUCGCUGCUCUCCAUUCACAGUGCAGGAGCGCUGGUCUCCGGGCUGGCCUCUAUGGCCUUUCUCACUGGGCUGUCAGAGAGGGGGGCAGGACCAGUCCCUGUGCUCUCAGCGCACUGAGCAGUAGCCGCUCUGCCAGUUUGAGCCUCUUGGAUCCGGACUCGGGACUUUAAAUGGACGAGCAUGUCAGUAUCAAGAGGAAGCUUCUCCACAGGCCCAUCUUCAGAUUGAGAUGUCUGGUAAAACAGCUGGAAAGGGGAGAAGUGAAUGUCCUGGACCUGAAGAAGAACAUUGAAUAUGCAGCCUCUGUGCUUGAAGCUGUGUACAUUGACGAGACCCGGCGACUCUUGGACACCGAGGAUGAGCUCAGCGACAUCCAGACAGACUCCGUGCCGAUGGAGGUCCGUGAUUGGCUGGCCUCCACCUUCACCAGAAAGAUGGGCGUGAUGCGGAGGCGGCCAGAGGAAAAGCCAAGGUUCCGGAGUAUUGUCCACGCAGUUCAGGCUGGCAUAUUUGUGGAGAGGAUGUACAGACGGACGUCAAAUAUGGCUGGGUUGACGUACCCUCCAACUGUGAUUACCACCCUCAAGGAUGUCGAUAAGUGGUCCUUUGAUGUUUUCGCACUCCAAGAAGCCAGCAGUGAGCACGCCCUGAAGUUCCUCGUCUAUGAGCUUCUCACCAGAUACGACCUGAUCAGUCGCUUCAGGAUCCCUGUCUCUUCGCUGGUUUCCUUCGUGGAGGCGCUGGAGGUGGGCUACAGCAAGCACAAGAACCCGUACCACAACCUGACCCAUGCUGCUGAUGUCACACAGACUGCACACUUUCUCAUGCUCCACACAGGCGUCAUGCAUUGGCUCACUGAACUGGAAAUCCUAGCCAUGGUGUUUGCAGCUGCAAUCCAUGACUUUGAGCACACUGGGACCACCAAUAACUUUCACAUCCAGACCAGGUCAGAAGUGGCUAUUCUUUACAAUGAUCGCUCCGUCCUGGAAAACCACCAUGUAAGUGCUGCCUACAGGCUUAUGCAAGAGGACGAGAUGAACAUCCUGGUUAACCUGUCGAAAGAUGACUGGCGAGAGCUGCGGUCCUUGGUCAUUGAGAUGGUCAUGAGCACGGACAUGUCCUGCCAUUUCCAGCAGAUCAAGACCAUGAGGAACAACCUUCAGCAACCGGAGGGAAUAGACAAGGCUAAAGCCCUAUCUCUGAUGCUGCAUGCAGCCGACAUCAGCCACCCCGCUAAGACCUGGCCUCUGCACUACCGCUGGACCCAAGCCCUGAUGGAGGAGUUCUUCCGACAGGGAGACAAGGAGGCCGAGCUGGGGUUACCAUUCUCCCCUCUCUGUGAUCGCAAGGCAACAAUGAUUGCACAGUCACAGAUAGGGUUUAUUGACUUCAUCGUUGAACCGACUUUCUCUGUUUUGAUCGACUCAACAGAGAAGAUUAUUACUCCUCUUAUAGAGGAAGCCUUAAAAUCAGGGGACAGAAGUGUAUUUCGAUCCAGCUUGGCUGGCAGUGGCUCAGGAACAGUAGUGGAGUCCGUACAGAGAUCGAACACUGAGCAGGGCGCUCCCACAGACUACUCCCUGUCCAGCAUCAACCUGAAACAAGUCCGCCACUCACUGGCCGAGGUCAUCCAACACAACAAAGAGCGCUGGAAGGAGCUAGCGGUCCAAGAGCUGGCGAGCAAACAGCUGGAGUCCUGUGCCCGGGAGGAGAAGGGGACAGACGCCAGGGCCGAAGAUCGCCCACUGAAAGGGGUCACGUUGACACGGACCAACUUUGAGGUGCAGAGCGAGUCAAAGUCCCUGAAUGAACUGAACAGCACCGGUUCCAAUAACUCUUCCCAGAAUUCCCUGUCCCCGUCUGCGGAGGAGGAGUGUGUCGGCUCAUCGCCGUCCAGCUCGGACGCACAGACACACAGCUCUGAGCAGCUACCAUGGAACGGAGAGAGACCAGAGCCAGGCCAGUAAGAGGAUGCUCAAAGCCCUUUAUUCCCACUGCCACAACUCUGCUUCCCAGAUAUGAUUCGUUUGUUUUGUAAAUUUCAGUUUAAUGCAUUAUUUAUUAAAGAUGGGGUUCUGCUCCCCUAUGCACCACA